AUGAGACAGUGUGUUGGAUAUAUUUUCAAUUUGAUUCAUAGAGUGUAUUUGUAUUUAUUAUCGUGGGUGGCUUAUUUUUGGUCCUUUUUUUACGAUGGCAACAGAGUAUCAGCGACGGCGCAGACGCGACAGAUCGACGUCGGCUCCCCUAUCGAAGGCGAGAAGAAGAAACACAACAAGAUCAAGACGUCCAAGUACACGCUCCUCUGGUUCCUGCCAAAGAAUCUAUCGGAACAGUUUCGGAGAGUUGUCAACUUCUACUUCUUGAUAGUUACCAUCAUCUCCAUUGUGAUUGACAGUCCAGUGUCUCCGUUUACGAGUAUUCUUCCCCUAAGCUUCGUUGUGCUGGUAACAGCUGUGAAGCAAGGCUACGAAGAUUGGCUAAGGCACAAGGCUGAUAACAAGGUCAACAACCAGAUAGUUGAAAUAGUCCACAAAGGCGUGAUCAAUGAAGUGCGGAACUCCUCAAUCGCGCCUGGCACUCUUGUCCGAGUGCGGAGAGGGAAGGAGGUGCCAGCGGACUUGGUGCUCCUCUGUUCUGCCGGGGACAAGGGGAAAUGCUACGUCACCACCGCUAAUUUGGAUGGAGAAACCAAUUUGAAGACUCUAAGAGUACCACCGCCUUUAGUCGGGUUUACUCCAGAUAUCCUACCUCAUGGUAUGAAAAUCGAGAUUCCCAAUCCAGUGGCAGAUCUGUAUACGUUCUACGGUCGCCUCGAGAUCCCUUACCAGGACAGUCUAGUGCUGACUCCAGAUCACCUCAUGUUGAGAGGAUCCAGGGUCAAGAAUACUGAAUGGGCUAUUGGCUGUGCUGUUUAUACGGGUGAAGAAACGAAACUAGCUCUUAACUCAAAAUACACAGGGAACAAAUUCUCAUCAAGCGAGUUGGCGAUUAACCAGUCGUUGCUAUGGUUCAUAGGGUUGCUAAUCGCUGAAAUAGUGAUCUCUUUAGUGGCAAAGUUAUGGAUAGAGCGACGGAACCGUGAGAGAGACCUGUACUUGGGGCCUGGGUCCCCAAUCCCGGCUCCAUUCGGCGAUAUCCUGCAAGAUCUGUUUUCUUUCUUGUUACUAUAUUACUAUAUUAUACCUAUGUCUCUUUAUGUUACUAUUGAGCUGUAUAAGUUUAUUGGAUCACUAUUCAUAGCCUGGGACGAGGAGCUUCGGUGCGAAGAGACAGGAAGGCCAGCGGCAGCAAACACAUCAGAUUUGAACGAAGAGUUAGGUCAAGUAGAAGUCCUAUUUUCGGACAAAACAGGGACUCUGACUAAAAACCUCAUGGUGUUCAAGGCAUGCUCCAUAAAGGGAGUAAUGUAUGAAGAAAAGGACUCCAAAUUAUAUGACGUGGAACAAUUUGAUGAACCAGUCGAUGUGUUUCAGACAGACAUCAAAUUCUUCUUCAAAAUCCUCGCUCUCUGUCAUUCCGUACAAGUAUCAAACGAAGACAUGAAGAAGCUCAGCGCCCGUCUCUCAGUUACCGGCAACAUGCAGCUCAUGAGCUUCUUCAAACGAAAGAAGAUUAAAACCAAUAACACCAACGGGUCAGUCGUCGACAAUGUAACUUGGAACUCUAUUAUCAAUGAGAAUGGGAAUAAAAUUGAUUAUCAAGCUAGCAGUCCUGACGAGAAGGCGUUAGUCGAAGUAGCUGAGCGGUUUGAUAUAACUUUUCUAGGUGAAGAAGGAAAUGAUUUAGUACUGAAAGUUGGAGAGCAUACUGAAAUGUAUGAACGACUCCAGAUAAUUGAGUUUACUUCGGAAAGGAAGAGGAUGUCUGUUAUACUUCGGGAUAGAGAUGGGAAGAUAUGGUUGUUCUGCAAAGGAGCUGAGAGUUCCGUGUUCCCUCUGUGCACGAACUACAGCUGUGUGCAGGAGACUGACAGAGAUAUCAACAUAUUCGCCAACAAAGGUCUUAGGACGCUCGCUAUUGCUUACCGAGAGGUGCCUGAGGAGGAGUAUGAGAGGGUUGCUGAGGCAAUAAAACGCCUAGACGGUAAGAGCGCGGAAUCACUCCAGCAAGUGACGCAACAAUAUCGCGCACUGGAGCGACACCUGACAUUGGUCGGAGCUACUGGCGUCGAGGACUGUCUGCAGGACAACGUCGCUGAUACACUGGCUUCAUUGCGAGCUGCCGGAGUUAAGACUUGGGUGCUUACUGGGGAUAAGGUAGAAACAGCAAUCAACGUCGCCCAAUCCUGCGCACAUAUAUCAGAAAACGACAGAAGAAUGUUUAUGAUUGGCGUAGAAGACAAGACGACGUUACAGGCUCAUUUAGACGAGUGUUCCCGGAUCAUUAGUGAACCAAGUUACAGAGACCUGACCUUAGUCGUAGAUGGCACUAGUAUGACGCAAGUUUUAGACACUGUAUAUGCGCCAGCGUUUGUUAAUAUUGCUAUAAGAUGUCAUGCUGUGCUAUGCUGUCGGUUGUCGCCUAUACAGAAGGCUAAGAUCGUAAAAUUAAUAAAGGAAAGUGACGAGCGACCUAUCACUGCGGCCAUAGGAGAUGGAGCCAACGAUAUAUCUAUGAUACAAGAGGCACAUGUCGGCUUCGGCAUUCUAGGCAGAGAGGGACAUCAGGCUGGGAGAUCUGCUGACUUCGCGAUCACGAAAUUCUCAAUGAUCAAGAAGAUUUUACUAGUCAUGGGACACUGGUACAACCAGCGACUGGCCACACUCAUACAAUAUUUCUUCUAUAAGAAUCUAGUCCUUGGGAAUAUUAUGUUUCUAUUCCAAAUACACACGGUGUUCUCGACGCAGUCAAUCUUCGACUCAAUGUACCUGACGUUCUACAACCUCGUGUUUACGUCAGUGCCAGUACUACUGCUGUCUGUCACUGAACAGGCCUGGCCUUCUGAUGUACUCUAUAACAACCCUCAACUAUACAGCGGUAUAAAGAAGAACAAGUUGAUGUCGUGGCCGUACUUCGUGUCUUGGUGUAUUGCCGCCACGUACCACUCCCUCGUCAUAUACUGGUUCAGUUAUUUAGCCUUCAAGUAUUCUGUCAUCAAUCUUGAUGGGAAGCCUGUGGAUUUGUGGUGCUUCGGCGCAGUGUCGUUCCACCUGCUGACGGUGGUGGUCAACCUGAAGCUGUGGCUGCACGCGCGGUACCACACGCUACUGUUCGUCUUGUCGGUGCUGCUCUCCAUUCUCAUCUAUAUAGGCUUCAAUACUGUGUAUUCUGUUAUUUAUUUGCAAAUCGACGGCGAUGUUCUUGGAACGUAUCUAAGGUUACUCCAAUCUCCUGGCUUCAUGUUUCUCAACCUAGUUGUAGUUAUAGGCUGUCUACUGCCAGACUUUGUCGUCAGGAUCAUCUCCGAGCGCCUUAUAAGAAUGAGGAUCAUGAAACGACCCACCGAACCUACUGUUUUUAUUACUAGUCUAUGA
Messenger RNA from Spodoptera littoralis (African cotton leafworm), 3378 nucleotides. Lineage: Eukaryota; Metazoa; Arthropoda; Insecta; Lepidoptera; Noctuidae. The record is from the annotation of a GenBank genome assembly.